UCACCUCAGACCUUCUCGGAACGUCGACGAAGGCAGGUGGACGAUUUGAAGUCGUAUCGUCUCGCGUAUACGUCGUGCUCGUUGGCAAGAAUAUUUUUCCAGCCGGUCUUUAAUAGAUUCAAAAUUUUUAUUGAAAAGUUUAUCGAAUGGCAAGUUACGCGAGGGCCCCUUUAAGAAAGAAAAUACAUUGGACCUCAUCGAACGCAUCGUUGUCCUAGAUAGAUCGAAGACAUCGACUCCGUGGACAGGUGCCUGGCCGGUGUUGGCCACGCUCUCAUUUAUCUCGACCUUCCGUAUUUUCUCCUUCCUGCUUUCAUUUAAUCUCAGCGUUAAUGUACGGCUGGUAUGCGCGAAGAAAGUGGUGCGAGUUAAGGAGAAAAAUUUCGGUGCCGUACAUGAGGUACAUACUACUCGGUACGUUCGGUGAUUUCAAUGCACGGUCGUAACCAUCGCGGCCGUGUAACCGGAAGAAAGAAGCAAACCAGAAGGAUCCCUCCUCGAACUUGGGAAAAGCUGUUUUCCAUUUCGAUGCUGCCGUCUUGGCAUCAUUACUUUUCUUGUCGUCAAUGAUUACUCGAGGAUAAACGAGAAAGAGAAAGAGAAAGACAGAAACAGAGAGAGAGAGAGAGGGAGAGAGAGAGAGAGAGAGAGAGAGAGGGAAAGAGAGAGAGAGAGAGAGAGAGAAAGAUAGAGAGAGAGAGAGAGAGAGAAUAGAAAAUCUUCCUUGGAUAUUAAUUUUCGUCGAGUAUGCUCCGAACCGAAGAGGAAACUCGUCGGUCAAAGGAGCAAGGAUUAUGAGGACGCGUAGGUAUUUUGAAGGAACGUGUUGUAGCGGUGCCGUUGUCGCCUUCUUCAAGAGUACCAAGCGGAGGGUGGGAAGAAGAAUCUGACCUUGCGUCGAUGUAGCCUCCUUCUUUUUUCCUUCAUCGUGCUCCAAUUGCUUCGCGUUCGCGCGCACGCGCAUAUCUACACUCGUCAGUAAGUAAGUAAGUCUUAGGAACGUAUUUGAAGGAUUGAAAGGGGUAAAUUGUAUUGGCGUUUGAGAAAGAAAAAGAGAUAAUUGAGAGAGAAAAAGAAAUAUCAUGUAUCGGCCAAAUUUCUACGAGAGUACGUGCCUGAGAUGCGCGCAGACAGUUUAUCAGGUCGACAGGGUCGGCCCUUUGAAGGACUUUACAUUCUUUCAUGCCGGAUGUUUCAAGUGUGCGAUAUGCGGUACGAAGUUAACCCUGAAGACUUAUUACAACAAUCAGCAUACGAUAAACGACAAGGAGGUUUACUGUAGCAGCCACGUGCCAAAACCAGGACCGGGUACGUUGGAUGGUUCGAGCGUGGGUAUAAGGAGUGCUUUGAACGUACCAAGAAGCGGUUACGUCAACGAACAGAUCAGAGCUGGCGGUGCGUCACCUCGUGCUGCUUAUCCACCUUGUUACGAUAAUGUAGAUUCGCCCAAUUAUGGUAGGCAUCUGAACGGACACGGUUCACCCCCAGCUACGAAUUCGUCUCAGGGAAGAGAUUAUCACGGCGGUGGUAGCGGUGGUGCAUCCUCUCCGUACAACCAUCAUCAACAACACCAUCAUCAUAAUCAUCAUGCACAGGACGGAAGUUAUCAGUAUGGGAGAUUCGAUGCUAGUGCGCUUCACAUUGCGCAUGCUCUCAAGCAAACGGAACUUCAAAAGGGUUAUAGCAAGGCUCGCGAGAAGCCCAUCGAUUAUUAUCUGGAUCGAGACGAGCAGACGCGUUUGGAGAUGAAACAUCGCAAGGAGGAAGAUGAUCUGUAUAGAAAAUUUGCUCAUCAUCGAGAAGAGGAAGAUCGACGGAUUAGAGAAGAAUUUAGAGACGAGUGGGAGAAGGAGCUGGAGCAAUUAUCGGCGAGGUGGGAACGGGAGAAGGGAGGAAGAACGCGUACCCAACAAUUUCAACAGGAGAAAGAGGACUUGGAGAAAAACAUGACUCUUCGCAGAGACAAAAAGAAGGAAAGUCUCACGAGGAAAAUGUUGGAACACGAGCGAGCUGCCACGGCAGCAUUGGUUGAGAAGCAAAGUUCGGAGAUGUUGGAAUUGAUAAACGAGGCAAGAAGCGAGUACAUGCUUCAAGAGAGUUUGUAUCUCGAUGAGGGUGACGGUUAUACUCAAGAAGCACCACCACCUUAUCCUUCCCGAGCUCCACCACCUCAGCCACCAGCCUUAGCCAAGUAUCACAUCUACAACGAUCCUAUGGAAUUUGCGGAUAUGGAUCAAAUUGCUAUCUCGGUUGCUCAAGAAGAUCAAAAGACUUUUACCGAUUUAGUACGUCAAUUGGUUAGCAGAUGUGGUUCGGAUAUCGAAAAGGCAAGAACGAUAUUUCGAUGGAUCACUGUAAAGAAUCUUAAUACCAUGCAAUUCGAUGAAAAUUUGCGAGGAGAUACGCCUAUGGGACUCUUGAGAGGGAUCAAACACGGCACCGAGAGUUAUCACGUUCUAUUUAAACGACUCUGCAGUUAUGCCGGAUUACAUUGCGUCGUUAUCAAAGGUUACAGCAAGUCCGCUGGUUAUCAGCCGGGCGUAUGUUUCGAGGACAAUAGGUUCAGAAAUAGUUGGAACGCCGUUUACGUUGCCGGCGCGUGGAGAUUCGUUCAGUGCAAUUGGGGAGCUCGACAUCUCGUAAAUGCCAAAGAAGUCCCACGUCCUGGCCAACCAAAAGCUAAGAACGAUAGCCUAAGGUACGAGUACGACGAUCAUUACUUUCUCACGGAUCCAAGAGAAUUUAUAUACGAAUUCUUUCCACUUCAAGAUGAUUGGCAAUUGCUCAAACAACCGAUCACGUUGAAAGAUUUCGAGGAAUUGCCCUUCGUACGAUCUUUAUUCUUCAGAUAUGGCCUUUAUUUUCCGGAUACGAACACAAAUGCCGUUAUGUACACGGAUUCGACCGGUGCCGCGACCGUAAGAAUAGCGAUGCCCGCACACAUGCAAUCGUCCCUCAUUUUUCACUAUAAUCUGAAAUUUUAUGAUAACGACGGGGACGGAUACGAUGGGGUCUCGUUGAAACGUUUCGUCAUGCAGUCGGUCGUCGGUAACAUCGUUGCAUUUCGAGUGCACGCUCCGUGCUCGGGAGCAUUCCUCUUGGACAUAUUUGCGAACGCGGUUACGCCGAAGGAGUACUUGACGGGCGAGCCAAUGAAGUUUAAGAGCGUGUGCAAAUUCAAAAUCGCUUGCGAGGAACUUCAGACGGUGAUGGUUCCACUUCCGGAUUGUGCUAGUGGCGAGUGGGGUCCUACCAAGGCUACCAGAUUGUUUGGACUAAUACCGAUAACUCAUCAGGAAGCUCUGGUGUUUGCCGGACGAGAAUUAGAGAUUCAAUUUCGUAUGUCACGACCUUUGACCGACUUCAUGGCGACUCUUCACAAAAACGGUAUCGAAGAGAAACGGCUGUCAAAGUAUGUCGCACAUUCGAUCGCCGACGACGACGUUGUAACUUUCUCGAUAAGUUUCCCAGAGGAAGGCCAAUACGGUCUUGAUAUUUACACGAGAGAAUCAACCGGACCAACUACCGCUCAGCACGAUGUCACCGGUGAAAAACAUUUGCUAACUCAUUGUUGCAAGUAUCUCAUCAAUUCCAGCAAACGGAAUUAAGGAAUUGCAACGGGGAAGAUUCUUCUAUUUAUCCUUCUAACUCGCGUGGACUCGUUCUGUUGUUGUUGUUGUCGUCGUCGUCGUCGUCGUUGUUUUUAAAAUAGGAUAGAACUGAGAUACUUCUGCAGUAGACGUGAGACGAACUCCGGUGAAAAUGAAGCGUCAGGUUGUUGUCGUUGUCGAACUCAUUAGCAAUCUCUCUCUCUCUCUCUCUCUCUCUCUCUCUCUCUCUCUUUUUCUCUAUUUCUGACGCGUCUUUUAAUUUAAAGUCUUCCAACAAAAUGGCAAUUACGUUCUUGAAUAAACCGGUCGAGUAGCAUCGACGUGACAACGUGCGACUAUUUCUCUCUCUCUCUCUUUCUCUCUCUCUUUGAAUAUGUCGCAAAACUAUCCCCAGCUAAAAUUAACAUAAUGAACAUUAUUUUCACCAUUGGCGUUUCAUAAUGACUUUGCUAAGACUCGAAUGAUGAUCCCUUCUUUAUGAAUUUUUCUUUACAUAAACUAAGAGACGUAAAACUCGUUUACGUUAUAAACAAUAUUAGAAGAGGAUAAAAGAAACUCGAAUAGUGAAUAUAAUUUUUCUUGUGGUAUUUUUUUCCCUUUUCUUUUUCUUUUUCAUUACUAAAGAUGAUGGGACAAAGAUAAAUGAUAAAACGUAUUUAUCGUAAAACAAGAUGCAAGCGAGUUAACGAGCUACCUCCAGAGAUUUUUAUCAUCAUAACGUAGAGCAUAUACAGUGAUUCAAAAAGAAAUAUUUGAAUAAAUCGAACGAGAGAGAGAGAGAGAGAGAGAAAACUUUUAACUUUUCAGUAGAUAUAAAGAAAUUAAUAUGUUAUAGGAAAUGUGGCUAGGAUCAUAAAAAAAUUAUUUUUUGUUGAAGUACUGAUAAAAAAUACAACAUAAGCUUUUAUCAAGUAUUUUGUCGAGUGGUUUUAUAGAAAAACAAAUAUAUAUAUAUAU
This is a messenger RNA of Vespa velutina, 4568 nucleotides long. It is a transcript of the gene Hil, whose product is annotated as hillarin. Bases 1083 to 3608 code for a protein of 841 amino acids. The record is from RefSeq and is a predicted model, not a curated record. Lineage: Eukaryota; Metazoa; Arthropoda; Insecta; Hymenoptera; Vespidae. The transcript is spliced from 12 exons.